GUGGCCGCAACACUAACAGUCUCUCCACCCCCGUGUCCAUUCCUUCCCAAUUCACUCUUCAUUUGUUUGCUUCAAAUGCCUGUUUCCUGAACCCCUGAAACCCUCUCUAAAGAUCUCCAUCUUCACAGGCACGCGCUACGCGUGUCACUAGAUAUAAACUGUUCGCUUGCAUUGAGGCUACAGCUUGCCAACAACACUCACAAUGCUCGCCGAGACAACAACCACGGCCAACUCAAUACCUCGGCGAGCAAACCAGGGCCGGAAUCUGAAGGCGAUGGGUGUCAGGUUCUAGGUUUAGGAGAAAUCGAACUGUGUGUGAGUAGGAGGAAGUUAGCAAGAGGCGGGUUGAAACAGCCAACGGCAAGUGAAGGUCGGCGUGGAUGGACAGAUCUACAAGUACUCUCAGAUGAAUUCAAUGGGCACUUUAUGAAAAGAGCAACUCAGUCAGCGUGGCAUUAUUCUCCUCGAAUCUUUAGUUCCUUCACAAUUGUUACUAAGUUUGGUUUCACGAAACAACAAUCCUGGCAUCAAGCAAGUAGAAUAUUCAAACCUGUCUAUGGCACGCACAACCCACGUUGUGAAUAGAUUGCUGCGAGAACAUGAUGUUUCUUUGGCACAACGUUUGAAGAGGAGUUUUGCAGUACACCGGGUUGUCGCACAUGAGAGUGCGUAGAAGGAGUCUGUCCUUUUCCUUGAACAGCAGUAUGUAUUGAGGCAGCAACAGCGAUGGAGUCCGCCGGUUCUCCUAUUCGUAGUCGUCAUGUCACCGGCGUCCGCCCUCCCGCCGAAUAUCCUCCUGGCACUGGAUUUGCAACCGGGCACAUAUCACUUGGUGAGGUUGAUGUGGUGCAAGUUGCAACGUUUGAGGAAGUAUGGAAUGCCCUCGAGGGUGGGGUAGCGAACAAGGGUGCCACCUUCUACAAACCAGUUGAUGUCCCAGUAGGGUAUAGUAUUUUAUCCCAUUAUGCGCAGAACAAUUCAAGAGCUAGAGCGGGUUGGGUUCUUGCUAUAAAAGAAACUGGCAGCCGGCCUGCACCGCCAUCGCCAUCACCACCAUCUUCCUCAUCGUCGUCUCCUUCGCCACCAUCGUCGCCACAUGCCUCCUCUGGCAGCCUAAAUCCGUUUACGAGUCUGAUGCUAACCUUGAAGAAAGGCGCAACUGACGUCGUCUCCUAUUCAUUGGUCGGGUUACCUCCAACCUCAACUGAUACUUCACUGAAGACUUCAACUGAUGUUUCACUGGAAGUAUCAGAGGAAGAUAUCAAUUCAUAUGCGCAGCUCGCUGUAAUUCCGAAUGUAGCUUUCACUGAAGAAGCUGAAGAAAACCUCGAUCCCUUCGCGGAUUAUGUUUUUGUCUCGAAUGCAACCGAAACCGAGACUGUGCAGCCAGGCACAAGUCCACAGAAAGACUCUUCAAAAUCUAUCGUGGAUUUUGUGUCAUCUCAUUUAUUUGCUGGCCCAGCUUUGAAAAGUCCUGUGGAUUAUAAGCUGAUCUGGGAGAGCUCUAAAUGGACUGGGAAGAAAAAUGGCAAUGGUUGGGUCUGGUUACCGAUUGCUCCUGAAGGAUACUCAGUUCUUGGAUAUAUAGUAACAAACACCGAGAAUAAACCUACGUUUUCAGAAGUGACUUGUGUACGCACUGAUCUCACGGAUAUUCUGGAAAUUGAUAGCAAAUUCUUCACCACAAGCGGCACAAGCAGACAAGAGAUUGGUUUCCCUUUCAGCGUGUGGACCACGAGACCUGCUGUUAGAGGAGUGAGCGCAGCAGGUGUCAAUGUCGGCAGCUUCUUCUGUGACCGAUCUGAUCAAGCAGAGACUUCUCUUCCGAUUGCAUGCCUCAAAAAUGUAUUAUUCAAUCUGGGUUACUUGCCCACGAUGGCACAAGUAAACUCUAUACAACAGUUUUUUGGACCCAGUGUGAUCUUUCAUCCGACCGAGCAGUUUCUGCCUAGUUCCGUUGCCUGGUUCUUUGACUCGGGAGCAAUGUUGUACACGAAAGACUCUACUAUUCCUCCUGUUCGUGUUAACAGUGAUGGUUCAAAUCUGCCUCAGGGAGGGACUAAUGAUGGUGCUUUCUGGAUAGAUCUUCCUAAAGAUGGAAGUAGAGAUACAGUGAAGAAAGGGAACUUGGAGACUGCGAAGGUGCAUAUUCAUCUCAAACCAGUUUACGGAGCUACUUAUACUGAUCUUCAAAGCUGGUUGUUUUGUCCUUUCAACGGACCAAGUACUGCUAAGGUGGGAAAGGUGAACAUUCCUCUGGGACGUCUCGGAGAGCAUGUGGGUGACUGGGAGCAUUAUACGUUGAGGGUUAGCAACUUCACUGGAGAAAUGGAAGCAAUUUAUUUUUCUCAGCACAGCAAGGGUCAGUGGGUGAAUAUCUGGGACCUCGAAUUUGACGCUGUCAACAAGCCCCUCGUGUAUGUUGCCAAAAACGGCCACCCUUGUUAUCCUCACCAAGGGGAUCACCUUCAAGGAGAUGAGAGUCGUGGAGUUGGACUGCGGAAUGACACAGCUCUUAGCACUAUAGUGCUCAACUCCUCAGUGAAAUUUCAGGUGUUCUCCGCCGACUACAUGCAUCAAAGGGGUGAUAAAGAUGCACCUGAAGAACCAGCCUGGCUACAGUACAUGCGAGAGUGGGGUCCCAAAAUUGAGUAUGACAAAAAAAAGUAUCUCGAUAAAUUUUUGAAGUUCCUGCCUUCAAAACUCCGUAACUCUCUGGAAGAAAUUUUAGACAAGCUUCCCAGCGAGGUCAUGGGUGAAGAAGGUCCUACAGGACCAAAAGAGAAGAACAUGUGGUUUGGCGACGAGAGAAUUUAGUGAUACACAUGUUGUGAAGACAGGACUGGUUCGCAGCGGGGUUCACCUAAAGAUCCUCGGUAGAUGAUUUUAGAAUCUGACAAUUUAAGCACAAUUUUUUUCAACUCGCUGUUGCUUUACACUCUAUUCUGAAUGUAUAGUCUGAUCUAGAGAAUUGCGUUCGGAUCGCCAGCAAUUCUUUACACUGUCAAAGUUUACAUUACUAUACUGUGCUAUUUACAGCAAUGACAAGCAGGGAUUAAUGCUCAUUGCAAAUUACCAGUUUGAACUUGUGCCAGCAGCUUGUGCUGCCAUCCUGGCAUUAUUCAAGGUGAUACCUUCUAUGUCCAGGCCUUUUACUGAAACAAUUCUAGCUGCAUUCUGUACAGAGCGAUCCCUCAGGGUGGGGAAUCGCCCGCAUGUAAAUCAAUCAAGCCAGAGCUCUCUUUUUUGAGUAAGUUUCUGCAUUUUGUA
Physcomitrium patens is the source of this 3270-nucleotide messenger RNA. RefSeq lists its product as hypothetical. The record is from RefSeq and is a predicted model, not a curated record. NCBI's taxonomy places the organism in Eukaryota, Viridiplantae, Streptophyta, Bryopsida, Funariales, Funariaceae.